GCAUUGCGUAGUAGAAUGCGGUCCGUCGGAAGGUUGGUGUUCCUGUUGGGUGUGGCCGUCGCCGUUGCAGGAGGGUUGCUAGCAGUUCCGGCGAGCGCAGGUGUGGCUGACAACCGAAUCGAUCACUUCGGAACGGGUGACGAUGGCGACGGUUGCAAGUUGCCCGACUCGCUGGCGGAAGAGAUUCGCGGUUAUCAGCCGAUCGUGAACAAGAUCGUCGAUAAGAUUGUGAACGGUGAGUUCGCCGGUCGCACCUGGGACGAUCUGGCGGAACUCGUAGAUACGUUCGGAGCCCGGGUGGCCGGCAGCGAGCAGCUUGAGAAGGCGAUCGAUUAUGUGAUCGAGCGCAUGAAAGCGGACGGUCUGGAGAAUGUGCACACCGAAAACGCGUCCGUGCCGCACUGGGUACGAGGGUACGAGAGUGCCGAGCUGGUGAAGCCGUUCCGCAAGAUCCUGCCGCUGCUGGGACUCGGGAGUAGCGUCGGCACACCGCGGGGCGGCAUCAUCGGCGAAGUGCUGGCCGUAGAGUCGUUCCAAGAGUUCGAAAACAUUCCACCCGAGCAGGUGAAGGGAAAGAUCGUCGUGUUUGCACCGCAAUGGGAAGGGUACGGGCGGACGGUGGUCUACCGCAGCCAGGCCGCUUCGGUGGCUUCACGCAAGGGGGCCGUGGCUGCGCUGGUUCGAUCGAUCACGCCGUUCUCGAUCGGUUCCCCGCACACCGGUCAGCAGUACUAUCAGGAUGGCGUGAAGAAAAUUCCGGCCGCUUGCAUUACGGUCGAAGACGCACAGAUGCUGCUGCGUAAGUACCGACGGGGGGACGUGAUGGAAAUCCAUCUGGAAAUGGAGGACCGACCCAUGGAGCCGGUGAUUUCCCGGAACACGGUGGGGGAGCUGGUAGGGACGAGCUUCACCAACACGUCGGUGGUGGUCGUUUCGGGCCACCUGGACAGUUGGGACGUUGGCGUUGGGGCGAUGGACGAUGGUGGCGGGGCAUUGAUCUCGUGGAAGGCGCUCGCGUACCUGAAGGGCCUCGGUUUACGGCCCCGCCGAACGAUUAGGGCCAUCCUGUGGACGGGCGAGGAGGAAGGGCUGUACGGUGGGGCCGCCUACAAGGAGGGCCACAUGGCCCAGGAGCAGAAGGAGUUUAAUUUUUUCUUCGAAUCCGACAUCGGCACGUUCGAGCCACGGGGACUAGACUUUGUCGGCAACGCGGACGCGGAGUGUAUCUUCCGGGAGAUCGUCAAACUAAUGUCGCCCCUGAAUGCGACCGAGUUCGCCACACCGACCGACGGCGGGCCGGACAUCAGCCACUGGACAUCACGUGGGUUUCCGGGGGCUUCGUUGUUGAACAAAAAUGAGAAAUAUUUCUGGUUCCACCACUCGGCAGGCGAUACGAUGGCCGUUGAGGAUCGCAAGAGCUUGGACAAAUGCGCUGCACUGUGGGCUGCGGCCGCCUACGUUGUGGCCGAUUUGAGCGUCAGCAUGCCAAAGGAGGUCCACCAGUGAAGGCGGACACACACCGGGAUCGUUCUUUCAGCAGGCAGAAUAUAGAUCGCGUCUUCCCGUUUCUAAUAUUUUGCAUUUUAUAUUUCUUCGCCUUAGCUGUUGGGUUGCCGUCGUCAUAUGUUUUCUUAAUUCUUAUAUUUGUAUUUCCGUCCUCUGACCGUCGUCGUCUAAUUUCCGUCUCGCUCUCGUAUCUCUCUCUCUCUGUCUGUCUGUCUGUCUGGCCCGGUAGUAGUGGUUGAACUAUAGCAAUUAGUGUUAGAUGAGUGCUGUUGCCUCGCUUUGUUUCCGGAUGCUUAUCGCUCGUUUCGCUUCCAAACACGUACAUUAAACGUAAACGCUCAACUCAACGCCGGAACAGCCGCCAACCGCCAUUUUCCGCACAGCGGCUAGUGCUGUUCCGUUUCGGUAACAUUUCGUUUGCCUAAUACCACAGCAACUUAACAAACAUUCAUGUAUAAUACUUUGCCUUUUAAGUUUCCGGGGAAGUCCGAGGCCGAACCCCGCCGUUCCGUAGGGCCCGUUAUCUAGUUCUCUAAUCAGCAGUCAAUCGGUUUCUCUGAACGUUACAUAUUUUCAUUGUAUAUUUCUUCGGUUUUAUGUUUGCCAUCGAUUCGGUCUGUCUGCCGUGUGUGGUGUGGUGUGUGAUCGGGGUGAUCUUAAAUCUGUUUGGCUAUACACGUGAAGAGAAGAGUACAGGAGUACAGGGUGUGAAACGCGCGCGCCACCGAGUACUCGGCG
Molecule: messenger RNA, 2244 nt
Organism: Anopheles bellator
Lineage: Eukaryota; Metazoa; Arthropoda; Insecta; Diptera; Culicidae
Product: carboxypeptidase Q-like
Exons: 3
Coding region: 16-1506 (496 amino acids)
Biological process (GO): proteolysis; peptide catabolic process
Molecular function (GO): metallodipeptidase activity
Source: RefSeq, a predicted model, not a curated record